AUGGCAACAAAUAAAGCUGAUGAAGAUGAGGAUUUACUGAAGUUAGCAUCACCGAUUGGGAAGCGUUCAUUUGCUCGCAUGGUAUCAUGGGAGUUUUCGAAACCCGUGGAACCAAAGCGUAGGAGAAGAAAAAGUGGCAGAAAACAGAAAAAGGAGUUUUGUGAAAAUGAGAAGGAAGAUGAUGACAUGAAAAUUGAGCAUGAUGAUGAUGAUUAUGUAGAUGGAUGCUUCAGUUCUGAUGAUUACUUUACUGCAGAGGAAGACAUUUGCAGCAGUUCUGAUGAUGAAGCUUUGAGCCUUGACAAACUAAGUCUGCAAGGUGCUGCCGUUGAACUACCAAAGCAGGAGCGUAAGGCAGGUCGAAGCAAAAAACAGAAAAGGCGGCGAAAAAAAAUUUACCGACAGACAGAAUUGGAUUUUUUUUCCCCAUUUAUGGAUGAUGAGUCCACAGAUGUUGUUAUUGUUGAAGAUCUCAACCCUGUACGUGAUGUGCCAACACUGAUGGAGAUUUGUUUAAAAACUUGCAGGAAAGAAAAAAAUCAACAAAUUCCGGUUUUACAUCAGCAGAAGGUCAUUCUAAAAUGCCGACAGACUUUACAUUCUUGUCAGUUGAAAUGGCUUCACAGAGAACUGGCUCGAAGUGAAACUUUUGUUAAUGGUGACUCAGUAAUGGAUGGAAGAAGUAUCUUUGAAGCUGGAAGUAAUUCUGAUGAAGCGGCCCUCCGUGACAUUCUUCCGAAUCUUGCAUGUAAAUCUUACAUGAUAAGAACCAUACAUAGUCGGCAUCCCUUGUGUACAAUCGGACAGGUGAUUGCAGCCUUGGCGCACACUGUGGAUAUAAUGCUACCAAGUUCAUUCAAGUAUAGACAUACCAGUAAAGAUGAAGUACUUGAUGAGGAUGCCUGUAUACAGUACUCAGUUGACAAGGUGAAGCUGGCGUUGAAAGCCAGAUACCCUGCGUUGAUUGAUAAACUUUUUGAUGUGGCAUUAUGUUAUGUAUGGUGGGCAAGAGGACAGAUUCCACAAGCUGCCAAAGCACUAUUUGAAGCCAAGGUCACUACAGCAAAAGAGCCUGAAGUCUCUCAGUGUCUACAGAAGGCUAUAUUUCUAAAUGAUUGUGGUUUGGUGUAUGUAAUGUUUGGAGAUGCAUUUGCUGCAGGCAGGUGUUACAGGGAAGCUGCUGAUGUUGGUAGCAAUCUGACUCUACAUUCACAGAAUGCUCAGUUUAUGCAGUCUUUAAUACUGAGUGCCUUUGCAUGGAGUCAAGGUUUACUGAAUAAAAGUGCAGCUGUGAAUUCGUGUGAUGCCUGGAAUGCUGCAUUGUCAUCACAAAAAGACUGUCCAUAUAGAGUUGUACAAGCUGCAGUUGAAGCGUUUCUUUGUUUCCAUGCAGGACACAGUACAGGUCCCUUCUUGUCGAAAGAUGAAGAAACACAGGCAUGGUUGGAAGAAGCUGAAAAGAAAAUCAAUGAUAUGGUGAAAAUACAUUCUAAGCUUGCAGUACAUCAUGCCUUUGUACUGGCAAUGCUUGGCAGGGAAGGUGAAUCUCUGCAAGCCCUUAGAAACUAUACAUAUUAUGGAACCUUUGAUCACAUCAAUGGAUUUCCAGCUCGUCAAAUCCGUCACUCAACUAGGAAGAGUCCUCUAAACCCAUUGAUAGAAGUGGCAAGGCAAACCAAUAAACCAGUACCUGUAUUGUCCAUGCUGUGGAGAAGACAAUACAUUCAUCCAAUGCUGACAACAGACAAUGUCCCACCUGUCGCUGACAAUGUUGGCACACACCUUAACCUGCGUAUCACGGAUGAUGGAUAUAUAACUGGUGACAUGAGUAUGAAUCUUCCACCAAUGAGAGCUCUGCUUUUGGAUCCAUAUGAUGGGUCUGUUUGUAUUCCACAUACACCCAGUGUAAGUGAGUCAUGGUUCUCAUUAGUAGAAUCAACAAUGCAGAAGUUUCUGCUUCCAGUACCUCAACAGAUUUAUUCAGAUCCAACACAGAAAAUUGUGGUUGAUCUCAUUCAGGUGAACCGAUGUGAACAAAGUCAUGGCACAAGCCAGGUACGGAUCUUGCAAUGGCGAAGCCCCGGGAAAUUCUACCAACUCAACUUAGGGAGUGCCAUUCGUAAGACAGCAAAAAAGAUAAUUCUAGAAGAAGCUAAGAAACAACACCAGAUUAAAGAGAUCAAAGACUAUGAAAUGAAAACAAAGAAACUUGAAGAGCACUAUGAAAGAGGCUGGCAGUUUAGCUACUAUCACAAUUUUACAAUAGGUCUGUGUAAGUGUGGAGAGAAGAAAUUGAAAGGUAAAAGAAGUCCAGUUGAUUUGUACAAUGCAAGAGUUAAAAAUAUAAUUAGAUUUGGUAAAUCGACCAUACUUUUACUGAUUCAGACAUAUUUACCAUCUCCUGACAAAUGUGAUACCUUGGUGUUUAUAGAUUGUUCCAGCUUUGACACUUUCUUGAAUCCAGUUAUUCACUAUGGUCAUGAUAAGAAUUAUCAUUUUAAAAAUUCAACUGUACCCAUUAGUAAUUGCAGCCAACCGAGACAUCAUGAGACAAAACUUAUUGCUAUAGUGCAGGACAACAGGUUUGUCAUAAAAAGUGAAUCAGCUGAAUGCAGCAAAGACUGGAAACCCGUUACUUUGUUUCAACCCAAGCAAUUUGUUGCUGGCCACAACACGUUUUUUAUAAGAACCAAAACAUCAUUAGUUGUUCUGGAUGCAGACACGCUUUUACCAUUGGAAGUUACUUUUAACAAAAUAAAUGUUGACAACUCAUCCCAGUCUACAAGUGUGUGGUUAGAUAAAGAACUUUAUCACAUUGAUGUACUAGCAUCUAGAAUAAUUACUAGAUCCGGUCCUACUGGGGAUGAUGUGGAGUUCUAUAGACUUAUAUUUGCAGCUGAUGACCAGGUGUUUCUUCUAGACAGACCAUGCAUUAACAGUGGUGAUAAUCCAGCUCCUUUAAAUGUAACAGCUGAAGUUGAAAUACCAGGAAGAGCAGUUGAAGCAUGUUACAUCAGUGAACAAGCUGGAUUUGUGGUGGCCGUAACAUUGAAUGACAACAGUGAUAAAUUACACCAAGACCACUUGAUCUGGUACAGUACCAGUGGAGAGUUAUGUGGUGUUUUACCAUUCCUUGGUAAUGGACCACAUCAUUUGUACAACGUGUAUCUACCAGGAAAACAAAAUGAAGAUAAUACAGAGGGAUGGUAUCUUUAUUUCACUGAUGGACACGGAGGAUUAUGCUGUUGUAAAAUAUUCUGA
Saccoglossus kowalevskii is the source of this 3261-nucleotide messenger RNA. RefSeq lists its product as uncharacterized. NCBI's taxonomy places the organism in Eukaryota, Metazoa, Hemichordata, Enteropneusta, Harrimaniidae. The record is from RefSeq and is a predicted model, not a curated record.